Molecule: messenger RNA, 10246 nt
Organism: Cervus elaphus (red deer)
Lineage: Eukaryota; Metazoa; Chordata; Mammalia; Artiodactyla; Cervidae
Gene: EIF2AK2
Product: eukaryotic translation initiation factor 2 alpha kinase 2
Exons: 17
Coding region: 324-1925 (533 amino acids)
Biological process (GO): protein phosphorylation
Molecular function (GO): protein kinase activity; ATP binding; double-stranded RNA binding
Source: RefSeq, a predicted model, not a curated record
CGCCGCCGCCUCGGUAGCGCUGUCCGAGGCCCGCAGCCGAGUGCAGGCCCUGGCUGAACCCGGGGAAAGCAUCCUGCAGCGCGGUGGGACCUGACAGUCAUUUUCUUCCCACGGAGAAUUUUUAAACGAGCAGGCUUUUAUCUUUUUAAGCAGAUGGACAGACUUGCACUUGACAUUCAGUGGAAGCAGAAAGAAAAGUUAAGGAGAAGGACCUCCAUCCUUUUUUGGCCAGUUGAGUUUUGAAAGUAGAAAAUCUUGGAGAAAUUAACUUGAUUUUGCAAUCCACAAGAGGGAAAGAAAGAUCUUGUUACUAGAGGAAAAAAAUGGCCACUGGUCGUUCACCGUGUUUCUACAUAGAAGAACUUAAUAAAUACCAACAAAAGAAUGGUGUAGAAGUUAAGUAUUGUGAACUGGCUAAGACAGGACCUCCACAUAAUUAUAGGUUUACAUAUCAAGUUAUAAUAGAUGGUAAAGAAUUUCCAAAGGCUGAAGGUAGAUCAAAGAAGGAAGCCAAAAACGCUGCAGCGAAAUUAGCUUUUGAGAUGAUUAAUAAGUCGGUUACUAUUUCAUCUCAGCUAACAACAAAUACUCCAGAAGGACCACCCAUUGAAAAUUACAUAGGCCGUCUUAAUACGAUCUCCCAGAAGAAAAACCUAUGUGUAACUUAUGAAGAAUGUAAAUCAAAGGGUGAUGGGCACGAAGGGUUUCGUUAUAAAUGCAAAAUCGGACAAAAAGAAUAUGGUAUUGGUGUAGGUUUCACUAAACAGGAGGCAAAACAGUUGGCUGCCAAACUGGCUUAUGAAAAGAUAGAAUCAGAAACAAUGAGAGCUGACCGAUCCUCUGAUUGUUUCAAUGCUGUGUCUGGUGAAGUCGAAAGAAACUCUCAAGCAAUGAGUACAUCUAGCUCUGAAUCACCAUCUGAAAACGGCUUCUCAACAAGUGCCUCAGAAAGAAGCGAUAACAGUGACACAAACAGCUCUUUCCUGACUCCAGGGGACAGUUUCAGAAAUAAUGCCAGGAAGGUGAAGAGAAGUUUGGCACCUAAUUUUGACUCUCCUGUGAGGACAGAAGAAAACAGUUACAGUGCGGACCCCAGGUUGGUCAAGGAUUUCACAGAAGUAACACCAAUUGGCUCAGGUGGAUUUGGUCAAGUUUUCAAAGCCAAGCACAGAAUUGAUAAGAAGACUUACGUUAUUAAAUGUGUUAAAUAUAAUAGUGCGAAGGUAGAGCGUGAAGUGAAAGCUUUGGCAACACUUAAUCAUCCAAACAUUGUUCACUACUACAGUUGUUGGGAUGGGCUUGAUUAUGAUCCUGAGAAAAGCAUCAAUUUUUCAAGACCAAAGACUAGGUGCCUUUUCAUCCAAAUGGAAUAUUGUGAUAAAGGUACGUUGGAGCAAUGGAUUAACAAAAGAAGAGGCAAGGAACCAGACAAAGAUUUGGCUUUGGAGUUCUUUCAACAAAUAGUAACAGGAGUGCAUUAUAUACAUUCAAAAGACUUAAUUCAUAGAGACCUUAAGCCAGGUAACAUAUUUUUAGUAACUAUGAACCAAAUCAAGAUUGGAGACUUUGGACUUGUUACGUACCUGAAAAAUGAUGAAAUGCGGACAAGUAAAAAGGGAACUAGGCGAUACAUGAGCCCAGAACAGCUUUCUUCUGUGAAAGACUAUGGAAAUGAAGUGGACAUCUAUGCUUUGGGGCUGAUUCUUGCAGAACUUAUUCAUAUAUGUCCCACUUCUUUAGAAACAUCGAAGUUAUUUGAAGAUCUGAGGAGUGGCAACUUAGAUGUAUUUGACGGCAAAGAAAAAGAUCUUCUAAAGAAAUUACUCUCAGAGGACCCCAAGAAACGACCUACCACAUCUGAGAUACUGAAGACUUUGAAGGAGUGGAAUAGUGUUACAGAAAGAAGGAAACGAAAUACAUAUUAGAUACUUAAAAAGUAUCCUGCUUCUGAUAAUUCCAUUUUCCUAUAAUUGUCUAAAAUCUGCUUGGGAAUAUUGAUGGUAUUUAUCUUCUAUUUUCAUUUUUUCUCAAUUUUUUUUUUUGCCACAUUUGCAGAAAGGCUUACAUCUUUUCUUACUUCAGAAACAUUCUUACAUUUGACUUUCCCAUGGAUCAUCUUCUUAUUACGAAAAUACCAAAAGAAUCCCUCAAAUUUUCUUUUUAAUACCAACCAGUGAAUCAGUUAAUUAAUGAGUAUUUAUUAAAUGCCUAAUGUUUCUAGGCAAAAAUAAUAUCAGAUCUAUCUCUGUCUUAAAUAGCUAACAAUCUAGUUGGAGAAUCUGGUGACCAUGAAAAGAUAAGUAAAAAAAAUAAGUAUAAUCACUUCUGAAAGCAAUUUGGUAUCAUCUAGCAAACGUAAAUGUAUACAUCCUAUCCUGAAAAGCUAUCAAUUCCAUUGCUGCAUACACACCCACAAGAAUGUUCAUAGAAACCCUGCUCAUAAUAGCCAAGAGAAUAGGAAACAAUGCUAAUGUGCGCCAAAAGAAGAAAGGAUACACAAGUUGUAUUAUAUUCAUACACUAGAAUACUGUAUGUAUAGCAUGAAAAUGAAGGGAUUUCAGCUGAACACACUGACGUGCCAAAUCUCUCAGGAACAUAUGUUAAGGAAACAAAGCAGAUUGCGGGAACCAUACACAGAAUGAUUCCAUUAAUAUAAAAUUCAAAGAACAUGCUCAGCGGAAUAAGUGUGAAAUGAGUGUGUUUAGGUAUCCAAACGAAUGUGGUAAACAAUACAGGGAAGGAAAGGAGUGAGAACGAUUAUUAGAUUCUGAUAGUGAUUUUCUCUGAGGAGGGACAGGAGAGAUUUCAGAGUUAACAGUUAAUUUUGUUUUUUUAACCCUGCAUGUUGAGUCCACUAGUGUUUACUGCAUAAAUAUUUUACUUCUCUUAAAUACAUUUUGUACACGUUAUAACAGACACUUUAAAGAGAUGGUAGUUGUGCUGUAAGACAGUAGCUGAGCACAGAAAACAGUCAGUCUGGAGGGGUGAGAUCACAUUCCGAGGAACCAUGCCACAGGCUUAGAAGUGACAUUCCAGGGAGACCUCCAAGUCUGUGAAGGACUGAGAUGAAUAGAGAGCAGACCAUGUGAGAAGUCUGGACAAAGGGCCUGGUAUGCAUCCUGGGAAAGAUAGAUUUGAGAGAUUGGGUAUGCUAGUUUGGUUCUGUGAAUUGCUGUUGGGAAUGUGCUUAGCUACUCCGUUGUGUCCAUCUCUUUGUGACCCCAUGGACUGUAGCCCGCCAGGCUCCUCUGUCUGUGGAAUCUUCUAGGCCAGAAUACUGGAGUGGGUUGCCAUUUCCUCUCUCCAGGGGAUCAUCCUGACCCCGGGAUCGCACCCACGUCUCUUGCAUCUCCUGCCUUGGCAGGCAGAUUAUUUACCGCAUAGCCACCUGGGCCAGAAUAUAAUUGAGGCUGCAUCUUGGAAGAACUUGAGGGUUACUUUAAGCUUUGUAGUAACCAACUGCCUUCCCAGGUGGUGCAGUGUAAAGAAUCCGCCUACCAAGGCAGGAGAAGCAGGGGAGGUGGGUACGAUCCCUGGGUGGGGAAGAUCCCCUGGAGUGAGGAAAUGGCAAUCCACUCCAGUAUUCUUGCCUGGAGAACCCCAUGGACGGAGGAGCCUGGCGGGCUCCAGUCCACGGGGUCUCAAAGAGUCGGGAGUGACUGAGCACACAGCAGAGCACACAGCAGCAACCAACCAUCAUUCUAAAAUCAUCGAGUAAUUUUAUAAUUUUUAAAAUGAGCCAAGUUUAAGCUCGGCAGAAAAAAAUAGUAAUAGAAAAUACUUUUGUCAAGAUUUAUAGCAAUUUCUAAAAAGUGUAAUUGAAAGCAAUUAAUAUGGUCUUCAGCUCCCAGUGCAGUAUUUGAUUAAGGCAAGGUUCAUCAAUGGAUGCUAAAACUAUUGGUUGAAAAGGUAUUGGGAAACAGGAGCCAUAAAGGAUGUAAAUAUAGUUCCACAGAUGAUAUUACAAAGGGGAAAAUGUAUCUUUAAAAUGAAAAGAUCUUGUCACCACAAUAACCAAGUAAUUAAAGGUUCAGCAUCACCAAAAGUGGAAACACCUAACACCACACCCAUCCUGAUGUGAUGUAAGAAUUAUACACUGUCACCUGUUUAGUUUUCUUGCCCACAGUGUUUAACUGGAAAUUAAUCAUGAGGAAAUGAUGAGCCAAAUCCUGAAUGAAGUCACUGAUAAGGUAAUUAACUUGGGUUUCUCAAAAAAUCAGGACGAUGGAAAAAAACAAGAAAGUAGAGGAACUCUUCUAAAUACAGAGAGACUAGAGAUACCAUGACCAAAUGCAAUGCUUAAAUCUUGAUUGUAUCCUGGUAUAUAUAUAAAAAAAACAAACAAACAGGAAAUAGCUAUAAAAGACGUUUUUGAGAUAAUUGAGAACAUGUGAAUACAGACUGCAUAUUAAAUGAAUUUAUAGAAUAAUUGUUAAUUUUCUUAGUUGUGAUAAUGAUAUUGAUAAUGAUAAUGAUAUCGUCAUACCGGAAGAUGUCUUACUUAUUCUUAGGCAGUGCAUACAGAAAGUUUAGGGGUGAAGUGGCUUGACAUUUGCAGCUUACUAUUGUUCAGCAAAAAUCAAGGUGAACAUUAAUAUGUGUAUGUAUGUGUACACUUAGUCAUUCAGUAGUGUCCGAGUCUUUGUGACCCUUUGGGCUGUAGCCCGCCAGGCUCCUCAGUCCAUGGGAUUCUCCAGGCAAGAAUACUGGAGUGGGUUGCCAUUUCCUCCUCCAGGGAAUCUUCUCUAUCCAAGGGACCAAACCUGCGUCUCCUGUGUCUCCUGCAUUGCAGGCAGAUUCUUUACCUGCUGAGCCAUUGGAGAAACACCUAUGUGUGUGUGUGUGUGUGUGUGUGUAUAGAGAGAGAGACAGAGAGAGAGAGAGAGGGAAGUGUGGCAAAGUGUUAACACAAUGAUAAAUCUAGGUGGAGGAUAUACAGUAUUUCUUGUGCUAUUCCUAGAGCUUUUCUGCAGCUUUGAAAUUUUUCUAGGGGGAGAGAAAUCCUUUUUAAAAAAAUUAGUAUUAUCUGGAUUUGAUGAAUAAAGACAAACUCAAAAGAAAAGCCAGUGAACGUGGCAGAUUAGUGUGAACUUGGCUUUAUUUUUACCUUCUCUCGUUUUUUAAAUUCAGGUAUAAUUGAUUUGCAAUUUUAUAUUAGUUUCAAGUGUACAGCAUAGUGAUUCGGUUCUUUUAUAUAUCCUUCUCUCACUCAAAUAUUUCUCGACUAUUGUGAAGUAAAUAGAGUCCCUUAAAGGUUUAUUUUAGUAUGUAUUUUCUCAGCCUCAAACUAUCUAGUAAAUAAAAUGUAACUAGUAAAUAAAAAGUAUCCUUUUAGUCAGAGGAGAAGAGGGGCAAAGACCAGGGACCUUAUUUGCUAAUUAAAACACAUAUGUGCAGAUAUUUUCAAGAGCCAUUUUAACCUAAUUGCCUCACUAGAAACAGAACUUCUAGGAAAUUUUUAUUACAAAGAACACAUAUUUCCUAUUAAAUUCGCACAUAUUUAACAUAAAUAUAUAUAUAUGUAUCAUACUCAGCACAUGUUAUUUUUGUUAGUGGUAUUUAGUAUAAAUACACACAUAUACACAUAUGUGUGAGUGUAUGUGUGUCUGUGUGUAUGGCCAGCUAUAUAAUAUGGGGGAUCCAAAGCAAAAUGAAAAUGUGAGGCCCUUAUUCAAAAAUUAACAUGGGGGCCUUAUGCAGCCACACAAACUGCAUGUCAGUGAAAUCAGACUUGUAUGUAUAUACACGUGUAUACACAUGUAUACAUAUUGCACAUGUAUGUCUGAAAUGGUUAGAAAUCUACAAACAGGCUUUUCCAAGACUGUUAUCCAGUGUACCAACUUGAGAGAAAAAUGCACAACAUCUAUUUCACACUUGAGUGUUCAGCAUAGAUUGAGGUUUUGGCAUGUUACUUUUUUGUUAUGAAUAUGGAAUAAUUUAAAUAUUAUCCAUAUUUAUUUUUAUAAGUUUUUAUGUUAAAACAUAAAAGCAGAGACUAGAAUAAAGAAACCCUAUGUACCCAGCUUCAACAACUAUCAGUAUUCUGCUUUUCUUGUUCUAUUUAUCCCUUUCUUUUGCUGGAGAAUUUUAAAGUAAAUCUCAGGUAUUGUAUCAUUUUGCUUGUAAACACUUAAAGAUGUAUUUUAAAAACUUUUUUCUUCAUUUUUUUGGCUGCGCUGGGUCUUCUUUGCUGCCUGCAGGCUUUCUUUCUUUUUUUUUUUUUUUUUGCCUGCAGGCUUUCUCUGGUUGUGGUGAGCGCAGGGCUAAUCUGUGGUUGUGGGAUGUGGGCUUCUCACUGCUGUGGCUUCUCUUUUUGUGGAACUUGGGCUCUAGAGCACGUGGGCUUCAGUAGUUGUGCGUGGGCUGAGUUGACCCACAGCAUGUGAAUCUUGGACCAGAGAUUGAGUCUGUUUCCCCCCUGUAUUGGCAGGCAGAUUCUUAACCACUGCACUACCAGGGAAGUCCUAAAGAUGUAUUUCCAACAUAAAAGAUGUUUUAAAUUUUAACCAAACCUCAAUAUCACUGUUGCUGAACAAAAUUAGUAAGAUUUCUUUCAUAAUCAGACUGUAUGGAGUUUUCCUAUCUAGAAAUAUUUUCCGGCAGGUUUUUAAAAUCAGGAUCCAACACUGCAUUUAGUUGGUAAAUAAAUUUUUACCAACUUUAUAACAUUACCCUGCUUUUUGUUUCUUUCCUCUUGCCUUUUAUUUGAGGAAGGAACUAGGUCAUACAUCCUAUAGAACUUCAUUCAUUUAGGAUUUGGCUGAUGGUAUCCCCAUGGUGUUUAGUUAGAUCUAGAAGAUUGAUUUGAUUAUGGUCUGAAAAUUUUUUCCAAGAAUACUCCCUAGAUGAUGCUGUAGUAUGCAUGUGUGUGUGUGUGUGUGUGUGUGUGUGUGUGUAUAGAGAAAGGAGUCAUCCUUAUUUCUAUGUGAAAAUCAACAUACAACGUAUUUCUUAUACAUUGCAUUAGGGUAUGAUGCUGUAUAUUUUGCAUCACUCCAGGAGGAGCAUGAUGUCUGACUGUUCCACUUUUGGUGAUUUUAAGUUUGAUCGGUGGUUUGUGGUGGUGUCUGGGUUGGGAAGAUCCCCCUGGAGAAGGGAAAGGCUACCCACUGCAGUAUUCUGGCCUGGAGAACUCCGUGGACUGUAUAGUCCAUGGAGUUGCAAAGAGUUGGACACGACUAAGCGACUUUCACUUGUGGUGCUGCCAUCCACUACCAUCAAUUCUCCUUAUCGGUCUUUCAUCUAACAGUGUUAGCAGCCAUUGAUGACUACUGUCUGGAUCCAUUAUUUCAUUAGGGGUUGCAAAACUGAUUUUCAGAUUCUAUCAAACCUCUUGCAUUUAUUAUCUGUGAUUCCUCUUGAAAGAAGAAUUUUCUCUAAAGCUGAAUGGGUUGUUGUUGUUUAAUCGCUAAGUCAGGUCUGAUUCUUUUGCGAUCCCAUGGAUUGUAUCCCGCCAGGCUCCUCUGUCUGUGGGAUUUUCCAGGAAGGAAUACUGGAGUGGGUUGCCAUUUCCUUCUCCAGGGGCUCUUCCCAGCACUGGGAUUGAACCCAUGUCUCCUGCAUUGGCAGACAGAUUCUUUACCACUGAGCCACCAGGGAAGCCCAAAAACUGAAUGGAAAAGAUGGGAUUAAUAUUUAUUAAUUUUUAGAAUGAGAUGGCACCCCAGCAACCUCCAAAGGUGACAAAGAGGUUUUUUGGCUUUUUAUUUUUUUUUUUAGGCAGGGGUCUGAUCCAACCUAUAUUUUGAAACUGUGUUUAGACUAGGUUGGAGCAGGCAAAGACUAUUGAAAGUUCAGAAGUCCGAGAGGCUAAGCGGACCCAAGCAAUUGGAGGGGACAGAACCAACAGGUGCUGGCAUCUAAUCUGAUGUGAGGAUUUAGGGAUGUGAGGGUUUGGGGAUGUGAGGAUUUAGGUAAUCAGCGAUUACCUCCAGGUUGCUCUGAUGGUGAGCACCAGAAGUAUGAUGCUGUUAAAGAAGGUCCAAGUCUCAAUCAAAUUAACCCCUUCAAUGAGCCACACACAACUGAGAGAUAUUUUGUCUCACACUGUUCUCUAUUACACAGUUUUUAGUUAGAAUUUAAGCAAUAGUGGAGCAAUGGUUCAUGUGUCACCAUGGUGAGGUGCGGCACAUUGAGGAGGUAAAACGCCGGAUCUCGUUUGGAGAUGUCGAGUUUGAGGUGCUGCUGUAAUAUUCACUAGUGAAUGUAGAGCAGAUCUGGGAAAUGCAGGGGAGGAACCUGAAGGAUGAGCUGGAAUCAUACACAAGAGAGAUGUGGGUCUUAUCUGGAAGUAAGCCCUGGUGCUUAACUUUGAAUCCAAGAGCUUGCCGAGGGAGCAUACAUAGAGGAAAGGGCUCAGAAACAAAAGUAUGCUGGACAUCUCCAUGUAGAUAUUUACCCUUUAUAUCUAAAUGUCAGUCCACUCCCUAACGUCUGUGAUUUUACGUCUGUGACAGAUACAGGGACAAUGGUUGUCAGGUAUACAGAGGCCCCACUCUUGGCUUAUACUAAAUGCAGGAGAACCCAGGUCUCCCUCAUUACAGGUGGAUUCUUUACCAUCUGAGCCACCAGGGAAGCCCAUUACCGGCUUAUAGUAGGACUAAAAUCCAUGUAAUGGGUAAAACUCUUGAGGCAAAUCAGAUAUCUCUCAAAUAUGUGUGGCUCUUCAGGGGUCAAUAUGAUUGAGACCUGUAUUAGUUCCCUAGACCUGCUGUAACCAAAUGACCACAAAACUGGAGGCUGAAAACAACACAUAUUUAUUUCACUGGGCUCAAGUCAAAGUGUUGGCAGGGCUGUGUUCCUCUGGGGGCCCCCGUUUUGCAUCCCAUGUUCAGCGUUACCUGAUCAAGUCCCAGCCACACAGGUCUGCUCAGGGUCACCUAAACAGGCUUUUGUGCUCAAUGGCUUCCAGCUAUGGUUUCUACCUAAAAUUCCCUUCAAUCUUUUUCUUUUGUAAAAUAACAGCUUUAUUCAGACAUAAUUUUGCAUACUGUAAAAUUCAUCCCAUUUAAAGUAUUCAGUUCAGUGGUGUUUAGUAUAUUCAAAGUUGUGCAGCAUCACCACAAUCAAUUUUGAAACACUUUCAUCUCCCCAGAAAGAAACCCUGUACUUGUUAGCAGGCUUUCCUCAUCUUCCCCUAACUCUCUGCAUCCAUUCAUCCACUUUCAAUCUCCAUAGACUUGCCUGCUUGGGACAUUUCAUUUAAGUGGAAUCAUACAAAACAAUCAUACAACAUGUGAUCAUUUUCACUUACUAUGUUUUCAAGUGUCAUCUUUGAUACAGUGUGGGUGGAAAUUCCUUUCCCUUCUAUUGCCAAAUAAUAUUCAACUACAUGGAUACAUUACAUUUAAUUCACCUAUUCAUCAGUUGAUGGACAUUUGGGUUUCUGUUUUCUGGCUAUUAUGAGUAAUACUGCUAUGAAUAUUCAUGUGCAAAUUUUAUGUGAACAUGUUUCCAUUUCUCCUGGGUAUAUACCUAGGAGUAGAAACACUGGGUCUUACGGUAACUCCUUCCUAGUGACUUUGUAUAUGAAAAUGAUGUUCAGAGCCCAAAUUCAGUGUUGCUACCAUAGUGUUCUACCAUCUCCCAUACAGAAUGAAACUUCUCCCUAGUACUCCUAGUACUUCAUACUUUUUUAUUUUUGCUUCAUACUUUAACAUGGUACUUAUCAGUUUGCCUUGGCACUCAGUUAUUCCUGUGUGGGUGUCCCCCUCCUUGUACAUUACUGGAAAGCAGGGACAGUUGAUUUACCUUAAGGAAGCAAGUGUAUUACCCUGCUUAAAACAGGAACUCUCUAAGUGCUUUUGAAUUAGUAGGGAAUAAAAGUGCUAAGAAUUUUAUAUGUCUGAUCCUACAAAAUGUGUCUGAUACGAAAUAAUGUUCAUUGUAAAAUUUCAACAAUUUAAUGUUGGUAAAUAACACUUGAAGGUGGGUAGGUAAACCAAUUUGGUAUAUUAAAAUCACUUUAUUUUGAAUUUUAGAAGCUCCAGUAUUUUGAGUUUAUAAUGAGGAAAAUCAAACAUUUUAGAAAUUCUAGAUAGGACUUUGAAAAUAAACAUAGUAUUAACAUAAUAUGGUUAAAAGUAAAUGACAACCUGACCUGUUAAAACUUAUGUUUCAAGUGUCACAUAUGUUCUAAAGCAAAUAUAAGAAUUCUUUUCAGUAUUUUACACCCCUUGGUUUUCAUUGUCGUCUGGUUAUGAAGUUGUAAAAGGCAUUUAUGAAUAAAAGUAAGUUUUUACUCAUA